GAAGUGGUUGUUUCCCCCUGAGGCAGACAGACUCGUCUCCAGACUCUACAGAACACAGUUGUCUUCCCUCCGCGGAUCAAGCCCUAUCUGACUGAGAGACAUGUCCUCCUCCUCUCUCCUGUGGUGCCUGCUGGUGGUGUGUGUUCUGACUGUGGUCCAGAUCUAUGCAGCAGAGGAACCUAUGGUCCUCAAGGUGUUCAACCUCCAUGCCACUGACCUGCACAGCAGCCUGCUAGGGACCCCUGAUGCCUACGUCGAGGUGUUCAGAGCUUACGGCUUUCUCGGGAGGACAGAGGUGAAGAACAACAACCACGACCCCAGCUGGAAGGAGGAGUUCAGCUACCUCAACGCCCGUGAGAACAACAUCUUGAGGUUGGAGGUGUACGACAGCGACAUUUUCUUCGACGACCUGCUGGGGACCUGCGAGCGCUCCAUCAAGAUCGGAACUUGGCAACAUCAAUGUUUCCUGAAGACAGGCGGGAUCCUGAACUACUCCUACACCCUUGAGCCUCUACAGUAGACCCUGUACUACUCCUACACCCUUGAGCCUCUACAGUAGACCCUGUACUACUCCUACACCCUAGAUCCCCUACAGUAGACCCUGUACUAGUCCUACACCCUAGAGCCUCAGGAUUAGACCCUGUACUACUCCUACACCCUAGAUCCCCUACAGUAGACCCUGUACUACUUCUAUACCCUAGAGCCUCUACAGUAGACCCUGUACUAGUCCUACACCCUAGAGCCUCUACAGUAGACCCUGUACUACUCCUACACCCUAGAGCCUCAAGAUUAGACCCUGUACUACUCCU
Messenger RNA from Oncorhynchus masou masou (cherry salmon), 809 nucleotides. Its product is annotated as cytosolic phospholipase A2-like. The record is from RefSeq and is a predicted model, not a curated record. Gene Ontology annotation, cellular component: membrane. The transcript is spliced from 3 exons. Gene Ontology annotation, molecular function: wide pore channel activity. NCBI's taxonomy places the organism in Eukaryota, Metazoa, Chordata, Actinopteri, Salmoniformes, Salmonidae. The coding region runs from base 101 to 520 and encodes 139 amino acids. Gene Ontology annotation, biological process: T cell mediated cytotoxicity; immunological synapse formation; defense response to virus.